Messenger RNA from Dictyostelium discoideum AX4, 1083 nucleotides. RefSeq lists its product as hypothetical. The record is from RefSeq and is a predicted model, not a curated record. The transcript has a single exon. Bases 1 to 1083 code for a protein of 360 amino acids. NCBI's taxonomy places the organism in Eukaryota, Evosea, Eumycetozoa, Dictyosteliales, Dictyosteliaceae.
AUGAUUAAAAAAUAUUUUUUUAUUUUAAUAAUUUUAAUAAUAAUUUUAAUUAUUAAUUGCCAAGAAUUAUGUGAUUGUAAUUUAGAUUGUGAUGAUUGUGAUCAAUGUACAACAGAUUUAUGUAUUCAAGGAUGUUGCACCCAUAUUGAAAUAAAUUGUGAUGAUGGUAAUCAUUGUACUACUGAUGGUUGUUCAAUUGAAACUGGAUGUACACAUAUCAAUAUUGAAUGUAAUGAUGGUGAUGCUUGUACCAUUGAUGGUUGUUCAAAAUCUAGUGGUUGUUUUUAUUCCCCAAUUUCAUGUGAUGAUGGUAAUGCUUGUACCAAUGAUGGUUGUUUAAAAGAAACUGGUUGUUGUACCCAUACAAAUGUAGAAUGUUGUGAUGGUAAUGCUUGUACUGUUGAUUCUUGUUUACCUUCAACUGGUGAAUGUUGUUAUUCUCCAAUUUCUUGUGAUGAUAUUAAUCAAUGUACCACUGAUACUUGUUCAAAUUCAACUGGUGCUUGUUGUAAUUUACCAAUUUCAUGUGAUGAUAAUAAUCAAUGUACCACUGAUUCAUGUUUAGAGUCUACUGGUUGUUGUCAUAAUGAAAUAACUUGUGAUGAUGGUAAUCAAUGUACUUUUGAUUCUUGUUCGCCUUCAACUGGCUGUUGUCAUAAUCAAAUAACCUGUGAUGAUGGUAAUCAAUGUACUACCGAUUCUUGUUCAAUUGAAACUGGUUGUUGUAAUUCUCCAAUUUCUUGUGACGAUGGUAAUCAAUGUACUACCGAUUCUUGUUCCCCUUCAACUGGUUGUUGUCAUAAUCAAAUUAGUUGUGAUGAUGGUAAUCAAUGUACUGCAGAUUCUUGUUCAAUGGAAACUGGUUGUUGUCAUUCACCAAUUUCAUGUGAUGAUGGUAAUGCUUGCACUAUAGAUUCUUGUUCUCCAACAACUGGUUGUUGUCAUUCUCCAAUUUCUUGUGAUGAUGGUAAUGAUUGUACAAUUGAUUCUUGCUCUCCAAAAACUGGUUGUUGUCACACCCCUUUGGAAUUAACAGAACCAAUUCAAUUACAUUAUGUAUAUCAAGAUAUCAAUGAUUAUUAA